This is a messenger RNA of Diachasmimorpha longicaudata, 1794 nucleotides long. RefSeq lists its product as uncharacterized. Bases 840 to 1718 code for a protein of 292 amino acids. NCBI's taxonomy places the organism in Eukaryota, Metazoa, Arthropoda, Insecta, Hymenoptera, Braconidae. The transcript is spliced from 4 exons. The record is from RefSeq and is a predicted model, not a curated record.
CGUGAUUCCGCUGGAUUACUUCAUUUAUUACGUCAUCAAGAUAAUUGAGGAAAAAUAAUGUAAAAUCGGUGGAAUUGUUGGCGUCAAUUCAUUGUUGUGGGGUUCUUCGUUCAUGUGAUCUUAUUUAUUUAUGACUGUUGUUUGAAGGUCAAAAAGGGUAGUAUUAAUGGUAUCAUGAGUAUCUGGAGCAGUUACUGAUAACAUUGAUGGCAUUGUUGAACUUUUGGAAUCAUAAUUUAUUGCCAUAACCUACAAAAAUGUUUAAAAAUGAACUGUCAAUGGUCACAAUCUUUCCAUUCGUGGACAAUAAACCUGGAGAACAUCUGGAACGAAUGAGAAGUUUCGAUCCUUCUUCAGAUCUCCAGUGAGUUCAUCAUCCUUCGAGUCCUGAAGGAUGAGUGGGUAAUACCUAAAUGAUUAUUAGAUGCCUUGAGACUUCUCGAGUUACAUCAUUAUGACUUGUCAUUUUUUUUCACUCUCACAUGUCCUCCAGAACGAUCCCAUUGAUGGCACAAAGGGGUGACCAUUCAUUCCAGGAAAAUCUAUCGAGGGAGAAAGGGACAGGAAGGGUCGUUGGAGAAAAAGGUCUGGAGCAAAGAGCCUGGAAGGCUGAAGAGCUCCCAACUCAUUCUCCUUUUUGAAGUGAAAAUUAUUGAAAUAAAAAUUAUCCUCAGUCCUCUCCUUGCAAUGGCCCUCCUCCCCCUUUGUCCAAUCUAGUCCCAGCAUUCCAUUUUGCCGCGUUAUAUCGCAGUCAUCGUCCUCACCCAUUGCACAAAAGCCUGGAGACAAUCCAAAACAUCCCGUUAAAAUGCCUAAAACAUUGAAUAAACCUCCGGUCAAUGGCCGGUCAUUGGGCGCCAGUGCUGGUUAAAAUACCGGUUUCCCAGUCGUCAAAGAGUGCAGCUCUGUUCACUCUCGUCUCACGGUUCAUCGUGUCAAGUUCGUUAUUCCUCUGGGGAGAACAUCAUCUCCGUGACACGCGUAAAAAAGGGCAUAUGAAAAUGCCAUUUCCGUCGUUAAUUCUCGUCUUGGUUGGCUUAACAUGUGCCAAGCCAACAACCUACGAUCAACGCCAGACUGGGGAUCUCAACGUUCAGAUUCAUCUCAAGGACUUGAGGGUCGUUGCACUCGUCGACACGGAGAUGCUCGAGGAUUAUACGGAUUAUAAUUAUUCCUACGAUUACUCGGACUUCACAAUCAAGCCCAAGCCUUCACCCUCUUCUGGAUCAACAACAACAGUUUCUGCGUGGCAUGUCUGGCCCACGAACGCCCCAAACUCCACCUCGAAGCCCAAUGGAACUGAACAAUCAUCUUCGAGCACAACUGUGUCCUCUGAAGAUAGCAGUUCUACACCUACCUCGUCUCUAGAUGAUAUUUCUUCAACACCAUCGUCUUCAAAUGAUAAUUCUACACCUGCACCAUCUUCAGCAAAUAGUCCUACAACUGCCUCAUCUUCAGAUGACAAUCCUCCAGUUGUAUUGUCUUCUCAUAUUGAGUCAACAGCUUCUCCAGUUCUGACAAUCACGAAGGGUCCUUCAGACAAUGUGUCUGGAGGUCAGGAGCUAUCAGGAGGGAAAUCACGCAGUCCAGGUCGCUGUCAGACGGGAUAUCACCCCGACGCCAAGGGCCGGUGUAAAAAAGGAUCGAGAAGACGACUCUCACUACUUCCGUUGAUGAGGAAAAUGCUGUCCAAAAGUCCAGAUCCAUCGUCUGCGUAAAUAAUGAAACAAAUUGUGAUUAAUUGUUUGUGAUUUGUAAUGCUCAAUGAAUAAAGUUCUAUGAUUCAUAAUGAUU